Molecule: messenger RNA, 579 nt
Organism: Equus quagga
Lineage: Eukaryota; Metazoa; Chordata; Mammalia; Perissodactyla; Equidae
Gene: EPO
Product: erythropoietin
Exons: 5
Coding region: 1-579 (192 amino acids)
Cellular component (GO): extracellular region
Molecular function (GO): hormone activity; erythropoietin receptor binding; cytokine activity
Source: RefSeq, a predicted model, not a curated record
AUGGGGGUGCGCGAAUGUCCUGCCCUGCUGCUUCUGCUGUCCCUGCUACUGCCUCCUCUGGGCCUCCCAGCCCUGGGCGCCCCUCCACGCCUCAUCUGUGACAGCCGAGUCCUGGAGAGGUACAUCCUGGAGGCCAGGGAGGCCGAAAAUGUCACGAUGGGCUGUGCCGAAGGCUGCAGCUUCGGUGAGAAUGUCACCGUUCCAGACACCAAGGUUAACUUCUACUCCUGGAAGAGGAUGGAGGUGGAGCAGCAGGCUGUGGAAGUCUGGCAGGGCUUGGCCCUGCUCUCAGAAGCCAUUCUGCAGGGCCAGGCCCUGUUGGCCAACUCCUCCCAGCCAUCUGAGACCCUGCGGCUGCAUGUGGACAAAGCCGUCAGCAGCCUGCGCAGCCUCACCUCCCUGCUUCGGGCGCUGGGAGCCCAGAAGGAAGCCAUCUCCCCUCCAGAUGCAGCCUCUGCUGCUCCACUCCGAACAUUCGCUGUUGAUACUUUGUGCAAACUCUUCCGAAUCUACUCCAAUUUCCUGCGGGGAAAGCUGAAGCUGUACACAGGGGAGGCCUGCAGGAGAGGGGACAGGUGA